Triticum dicoccoides is the source of this 1570-nucleotide messenger RNA. RefSeq lists its product as uncharacterized. The coding region runs from base 10 to 1290 and encodes 426 amino acids. Lineage: Eukaryota; Viridiplantae; Streptophyta; Magnoliopsida; Poales; Poaceae. The record is from RefSeq and is a predicted model, not a curated record. The transcript is spliced from 2 exons.
GCCGCCCCCAUGGCCGGAAGCCGUCGCCGCCGCCGCCGCGGAAGAGCGCUGCUGCGGCAGCAGGGCACCGAACCCUCGCCGGCGGAAGACGCCGCUCUCAGCUCCAGCAGAGAAGUUACUACUGUGGAGAGUCCCUGCCAUGCCUCAGCCUCUACCUUUUUGCCUUUGCCUGGACCUUAUGUUUGUGCGGAUCUCCUGGACAGCCUGCUUCAUGAAAUUAUUGCUCUCUUUAACUCAUUCCAAGACUUUCUUGCUUUCAUUGGCACCUGCCACUCAUGGCGCACUGCAGUCUCUACCUUUCCCUCUGUGUAUACAUUCAGCUUCCCGCCACUCCAUUUCAAACCAGAUGGUCCAUAUGUUCAUCCACAUAGUGGGGAUAUCAAGCCCAUCCUUUUAUCUAAUUGCAGAUGGCAGCUCAGUGAUCCUACCAAGAAAAACCUAUCCCUUGUGUGCUCAGUGCCUGAAAAUAGUCCAAAUGCAAUGCACUAUUUGGGCUGCUCAUAUGGGUAUCUUAUCUUCUCCGACGAGGAGCACUGCCUCCUUGUGGAUGUGUACACUGGUACCAAUGUGAAGCCCCCCAAACUCCCACCCAACAACAAUCUUGGAUACUUUUGUGGCAUAGGCAUCCUUACGGCUCCAUUAAUUUCAGCCAACUCUCGCCUCCUCCUUUUCUCGAGGGCUUCCAUGUUCGAGUGGCAGGUUGGAACAAACUCCUGGUCAGAGCACCCUCUUGAUCUUGGCCGCGAACGCAUCUAUCAAAUUGUGUUCUUCAAAGGUGAUAUCUUUGCCAUAGAUGCUCUUAUGAGGCUCCACGCUAUACACUUGACACCUCGGUUCAGCAUGCGAGAAGUACCAAUUCAAUGGGAAUUCCUGCCUAAUAACUCAUGGUUGGUGGUCUGUGGUGACAUGCUUCUCAUGGUUGCCCAAAGGUUAAACUCUGGCGGAUUGGAUGGCUCAUCCUUUAAGGUCUUUCGACUCGACUUCACUGUUGAACCAGCUAAGUGGGUGAAGGUGGAGAAGUUGGAAAAUAUUGCCCUGUUUGUUAGCCUUGAUAGGAGGGAUCCUACAUUUUCUUGCAUGAGCCCAGAAAGAUGGGGAGGAAAGAGUAACUGCAUUUAUUUUGCAAAGCUAUCUGAAGAUCCUGAUGAAACUUGGACUUCUGCUGAGCUUGGUCAGCUAGUGCCGGAGAACGCAAUUCACCCCAUGUUCUAUGGUAUGUCAUUCCCUCCCGACUGCGGUCUACUGAGUAACCAAUGGGUGUUCCCCAGUUUAAUUUAUGGUUCUGGCUAGUGAUCCUAUCAUGGGGUUCUUAUCUUAGUUAGCAACUAGUUCUGUACCCGUGAUGGUUUUUGACUUUGGGAGCAACGUUUUGUGUUCAAGUACAAUUGAUCUCUAUUGGCAUUGUGUUGUUAUGCCUGGUUGUAUUGUUCAUUUGUCAUCUGCUUGCGCCGGGUUUCAGCCAUGUGCUGAUAAAUGAGACAUAUCGUCAAGUAUAACUUGGGUACUGUUCUGGACAAACUCAUCGUGUAUUCAACUUUACUAAACCUAUCUCAUUAUGUGUACAUGCUGG